AUGGCACCCACGAAGAAGGCCGCCGACGACUACACCCCCGUCGACAUCAACAUCCCAGACAACUAUGUUGAGCACACCCUCAAGACGACAAAGCCCCUCCCGCCAUUCGAGUGGAAGAACUGGCGCAACGAAUUCCAGUGGCUCUCCUUCACCAUCCUCACCGGCACACCCAUCGUCGGCCUUAUUGGCGCGUACUACACCCGCCUGCGCUGGGAGACCCUCGCCUUUUCCGUCUUCUACUACUUCGUGACGGGCCUCGGUAUCACAGCGGGCUACCACCGUCUCUGGGCACACCGCUCGUACAACGCGUCGCUGCCCCUGCAGUAUUUCCUCGCCAUGGCCGGGGCCGGGGCCGUCGAAGGGUCUAUCAAGUGGUGGUCGCGUGGUCACCGUGCGCACCAUCGCUACACCGACACCGAGCUCGACCCGUACGAUGCCAACAAGGGCUUCUUCUACUCACACGUAGGCUGGAUGCUCGUCAAGCCACGUCGCAGACCCGGUGUCGCCGACAUCAGCGACCUCAGCAAGAAUCCCGUCGUGCGCUGGCAGCACAAGCACUACAUUUCCCUAAUCCUCCUCUGCAGCUUUGUCAUCCCCACCGUCAUCCCCUGGCUCCUCUGGAACGACGCGCGGGGCGGUUAUGUGUACGCUGGAGUCCUCAGGUUGUGCUUUGUCCACCAUUCGACAUUCUGCGUCAACUCGCUUGCCCACUGGCUUGGCGAAACUCCGUUCGACGACAAGCACACUCCUCGCGACCACUUUGCGACGGCUCUCGUCACCAUCGGUGAAGGCUACCACAACUUCCACCAUCAGUUCCCCAUGGACUACCGCAAUGCUAUCAAAUGGUACCAGUACGACCCCACCAAAUGGUUCAUCUGGGCGUGCAAAAAGGUCGGACUUGCCAGCCAUCUCAAGACCUUCCCCGAGAACGAAGUCCGCAAGGGUCAAUUGACGAUGCAGCUGAAGAAGCUCAAGGAGACCCAGGAGAGACUUGCGUGGCCCAACGACAGCAACGACCUGCCUGUCAUUAGCUGGGAGAGUUUCCAAGAGCAAGCCCAGAAGCGACCUCUCAUUCUCAUAUCCGGCUUCAUCCACGACGUUUCAUCCUUCAUCGACGAGCAUCCCGGUGGUCCUCAUUUGCUUGUCAAGAUGAUCGGCAAGGACGCUACGACAGCCUUCUUUGGUGGUGUCUACGACCAUUCGAACGCUGCCCAUAACUUGCUUGCCAUGAAGCGCGUUGGUGUCCUCCACGGAGGUAUGCCUCACGGAUUGGACGACAAAGUGGUGCCACCAAGUCAACGGCUGAAGAUUGCACGAUACACCGAGCUGAGCUCGCCGUACAACAGCUCCGCGAUGUCGGACGGCGAGGGCCUCCUCGGUUGA
This is a messenger RNA of Cyclocybe aegerita, 1383 nucleotides long. Lineage: Eukaryota; Fungi; Basidiomycota; Agaricomycetes; Agaricales; Hemipholiotaceae. The record is from the annotation of a GenBank genome assembly.